Molecule: messenger RNA, 1197 nt
Organism: Episyrphus balteatus (marmalade hoverfly)
Lineage: Eukaryota; Metazoa; Arthropoda; Insecta; Diptera; Syrphidae
Product: lymphokine-activated killer T-cell-originated protein kinase-like
Exons: 2
Coding region: 137-1108 (323 amino acids)
Biological process (GO): protein phosphorylation
Cellular component (GO): cytoplasm
Molecular function (GO): ATP binding; protein serine/threonine kinase activity
Source: RefSeq, a predicted model, not a curated record
AUACUCUUGAUUCGUAAAUUAAAUUUCAAAUCAAAACAAAUCAAAUCAACAAAAAUUUUCAAUUUUUCAAGUUUAUAAUAAUCAACAAAAAAAAAACAAAGAAUUGAAAAAUAUUUACAUAGUUUCACAAGCAAUAAUGGACAAAACUCCAGGAAAAGUACUGCGAAAUCAGCAUUUGGAAAAAGUUGCCAGCCAAAGUACCCCAAUUAAAAUCCCGGCAUCGCCUUUAAUGAAAAACCUCGGAUAUGGUACGUAUGUAAAUGUCUAUAAACUAGAUCGUUCGCCCAGAUGUGGACAAAUUCGUUCUCCUUGGGCAGUGAAGCGUAUCUCACGAAGAGCACGCGGUGCAGGAAAGCUUGAGUACAAUAAAAGAAUUCAAGAAGAGAGCGAUAUUCUCAGAAAACUCACACAUCCAAAUAUAGUGGGCUUCCGGGGUAUUCAAAAAUCCGAAGAUGGCAUGUACUCACUAUUGCUUGAGUGUUGCCAAACAUGCUUGGGAACGAUUCUUGAAAAUCGUUUUGAAGAUGACCUCGGAGCCUUACCUGCCAAAAACACCAUAAAGAUGAUUUUCGACAUCUGCAAAGCAUUAGACUUUUUACACAAUGAGGCAAAGCUUCUGCAUGGCGACCUGAAAUCUUCCAACAUUCUUGUCCAUAAUGAUUUCGAAAUCUGCAAGCUUUGUGACUUUGGUGUAAGUCUUCCUUUGGAUGAGAAUGGCUUUAUUAAUUUUGAUAAAAAUCCUGAAGUGCAAUAUGUUGGGACGGCAGUUUGGUUAGCUCCGGAAGUUAUUGACGUCGAAGAUGUUAUUGAUGCCAAAGCUGACAUCUUUAGCUUUGGACUUACUAUUUAUGAAACAAUAUCACUUUGCCCUCCACAUACCAUAUAUAUAAGCGACGAAGAUUCCAAAGAGUCAUUUAAAGAUGAAUCCUUGGAUUGCUCUGGUAUCGAAAGAGCUUAUGGAACUCGACCACCUUUACCACAAGCAUUUGAAUUUACAGCUGAAUAUAAUAAAAUUUUGGAAAUAUUUUACUAUUGUACAAAUGAAGCUGCUGAGGAUAGACCUUCUGCUAAAGAAAUUUGGGUUUCACUUGAAAAUAGUUUCAAUUGAAGUUAAUAGUUAUGAAGUUAAUUGUUAUGUAAUCAUUGUAUUUUUAAAAUAUUUGAUGAAAUAAAAGAACAACCAGUUUUAUCUCUAAA